This is a messenger RNA of Ophidiomyces ophidiicola, 762 nucleotides long. RefSeq lists its product as uncharacterized. The transcript is spliced from 3 exons. The record is from RefSeq and is a predicted model, not a curated record. Bases 1 to 762 code for a protein of 253 amino acids. Lineage: Eukaryota; Fungi; Ascomycota; Eurotiomycetes; Onygenales; Onygenaceae. Gene Ontology annotation, cellular component: EMC complex.
AUGCAGCGCUCAAAUGUUCGCUCCUCACUGCUGCUGAUAUUCUCACUUCUUAUUCAUAUAUCCGCCGCCUCAGUACUCACCAUUACGAUCCCCUCGUCCAACCUUCUCCCGAACCCUGCAGUGCUUCCACCUUCAACCCAUGCCACUCUAACCACGCUUUCUCCUCAACGGGCCCUACUCAAGGCUCCCUUAUCGAGAUCCUCGUCCAUAACUUUCCAUGAUCUUCGGCCGAGCCCAGAUUCGAAAGAGCGGACGUCAUAUUUGCUAGAUAUCUACUCUCGAGAUUAUGUGUUCGCGCCGUAUCGUGUUGAUGUUGGUGCGGAUGGCAAUGUGAUCGGAGUCUGGGAGACAUUUCGUGGGAAUCCAUGGGAUAACAAAGGCGUGGAGAAGGCGGCAGGUGCAGGAUCGGGUUUGGUCAAUUUUGAGGCAAAGGUGCUAGCCAAGCGAGAGUUUUAUGAGGAACGGGAAGGAUUUUCUCCCCUCAGCCUAUUCAAGAACCCAAUGAUUCUCCUUGCCAUCUUUGCCCUUGGAGUCACCGUAGGAAUGCCUUAUUUGAUGGAUAAUAUGGACCCGGAGUUACGUGAGGAAUUCGAGAAACAGCGUGCUGCUGGUGUUCUUCCUGGCAGCGGUUCAAAGAGUGCUCCAAAACCAAGCUUCGACCUGGCAGGAUGGAUGGCAGGGACGAGCCCUGGUCCAAUGGAGGCCGCCAGAGUAGCUACAAGCACCGCCAGGGAAACCACGGACGAUGCACGGAGGAGAUGA